Messenger RNA from Drosophila kikkawai, 522 nucleotides. RefSeq names its product Protein aveugle (gene ave). Gene Ontology annotation, biological process: cell surface receptor protein tyrosine kinase signaling pathway. Gene Ontology annotation, cellular component: cytoplasmic side of plasma membrane. NCBI's taxonomy places the organism in Eukaryota, Metazoa, Arthropoda, Insecta, Diptera, Drosophilidae. The record is from RefSeq and is a predicted model, not a curated record. Gene Ontology annotation, molecular function: protein binding.
AUCCUAUCGACCUAUCGAGUCUGGUUUGUUUUUGUUGAAAAUUCCAAACAUUUGAAGAAUUCGCAAUGGGCGAGGAAACGAGCAAUUCUACGCAAAAUAAAACACGGACAAAGACCACGCGACCUAAGGCUGUGUACCUGUGGACAGUAAGCGACGUGCUGAAGUGGUACCGCCGCCAUUGCGGCGAGUACACCCAGUACGAGCAGCUCUUUGCCCAGCACGACAUUACGGGUAGGGCUCUGCUGCGCAUCACGGACUCGUCGCUGCAGCGGAUGGGUGUGACGGAUAACCGGGAUCGAGAGGCCAUUUGGAGAGAGAUCGUAAAGCAGAGACUAAAAACAGACAUCAUGGAAAUCCGCGAUAUGGAGAGGCUUAACAUACACUCGUGAUUAUGAGCUUAUUUUCUAGUUACAUUUUUGCUUUAGCCGUAGAAUAAUUAUUAAGUAAACUAUAGUUGAUAUAUAGAGGCCUUCGCUAUACUUCCAAUUGAUCUGGCUUAACUAAAACUUCCUCAAUUUAAAA